GAAGAACAAAUCAAACUAUUGUUAUUAUUCUGUUAUAGUUAGUAGUGAGUCAACCAUUGGUAUCACUUCGCCUUUUACGAUUUUGUAUCAGAUAAUGCCAGGCUUUUCUUUCGAAAACGUUGAAAGAAAUUUGAGGCUUGCGAGCCAUGGUUAUAAGCCGCCAGGUGUGUUGAAAACAGGCACCACUAUUGUUGGCGUGGUUUUUAGGGAUGGUGUUGUUUUGGGUGCUGAUACUCGAGCCACGGGAGAAAGUAUUGUCGCGGAUAAGCGAUGCCGUAAGAUUCACUACAUGGCCCCCAACAUCAUGUGCUGCGGUGCUGGGGUUGCUGCCGAUACGGAGUCCGUCACCAACAUGGUUUCCUCACAGUUAUCUUUGCACAGGCUGGAAUCGGGAAAGCAAAGCCGCGUGCACGAGGCACUUACCCUACUUAAGCGUCAUUUGUACCAGUACCAAGGCCAUGUCUGCGCGGCACUUGUUCUCGGUGGGGUGGAUGUGGAGGGUCCAUAUCUAGCAACCAUUGCCCCGCAUGGGAGCACAGACCGCCUUCCAUUUGUGAGCAUGGGCAGUGGUAGCAUUGCUGCCAUGGGUGCGCUUGAAUCUGGGUUCAAAGAUGGCAUGACGUGCGAUGAGGCGCAACAGCUAGUAGCGUCUGCCAUCCGCAAAGGUAUCUUCAAUGACCCCUAUAGCGGGACACAGGUAGACAUCUGCGUGAUCACCAAAUCUAAGACAGAUCUGAUUAUUGGGUUUGAUCAACCAAACGAACGUUUGCACCCAAGGCGAGAAUUCGCUUUACCACCAGGAACUACUCCCAUAUCUGUGGAAGAGGUUCGAAACUUGGUGGAUAUUGUGGAGUUAGAGUAA
Molecule: messenger RNA, 862 nt
Organism: Phytomonas sp. Hart1
Lineage: Eukaryota; Euglenozoa; Kinetoplastea; Trypanosomatida; Trypanosomatidae
Source: the annotation of a GenBank genome assembly